Aphis gossypii (cotton aphid) is the source of this 2121-nucleotide messenger RNA. Its product is annotated as elongation of very long chain fatty acids protein AAEL008004-like. The coding region runs from base 736 to 1674 and encodes 312 amino acids. Gene Ontology annotation, biological process: fatty acid elongation, saturated fatty acid; fatty acid elongation, monounsaturated fatty acid; sphingolipid biosynthetic process. The record is from RefSeq and is a predicted model, not a curated record. NCBI's taxonomy places the organism in Eukaryota, Metazoa, Arthropoda, Insecta, Hemiptera, Aphididae. The transcript has 9 exons. Gene Ontology annotation, molecular function: fatty acid elongase activity. Gene Ontology annotation, cellular component: endoplasmic reticulum membrane.
GUCGCGUGUGUGUGCGUUUUCGCGUGCAUUAAAUUUCUUCACAGUGUUGUGUGUACAUGUGUGAUCAUCAUAGACCGAUCGAGCAGUGCGUGGGAGAAAGAUCGAGACGGGAUCCGCAGCGGCUAGAGAUCGAACAGGAAACGAAAAGUGGGAAAGCCCAUAAAAGUCGUCUCCGGAGCUGCUGAUCUCGUCGCGUCCGGUUUGUGACCGGCGAUAAUCUAACGCGCGCGAGUGUGCAUAUAUUAAUAAUAAUAUUAGUGUGUAAUAAUUUUUUUAUAGAUACCUAGGUGUUUAAUAUAAAUUUUAAGGAAAAAAAAUGAGUUAUUAAAUCUUUUGCUUAAAGUCCGUGCGCAUCCACGUAUAUUACCUAUCGAUUGUCGCAAACGCCUUUAACGUAUCGUAACGACCGGGCACACGUGUGCACUAAGUCGUUUUUCCGUGUCGGUGUACCUAUUUAUUGUUUUUCCUUCCAGUAUAUAAUUUUAAUUUUCACCCGUGUAACAGCCGCGUACCACACCACUAGUCGUCAAAUCACUUGGCCUUUCCUUAUGAGUAGCCAAGAAUAUGACCGCCGCCACUAAACGCUGUCCGGUAACCGGAUUUUACGUCUUGUAGACGCCACUGCAAAACGUCAUCUGUUCGCCAUAAAAUUAUCUGCACUAGUACCUGCUCACUGGGACAACUACAGUCAUCGGACAGAUCUAUUAAAGAAAAUAACAAUAAUAAACAAAAAAAAUGGCACAACUAGUCUUAAACUUUAUCGACAGUUACCACGAUAUAAUGGAAAACAAAAGUGAUCCUAGAGUAAAUGGCUGGCCAAUGUUGUCUAGUCCAUUCCCGACGCUGUUUAUUUGUUUGUUCUAUGGUUAUUUCGCCAAAACGCUUGGGCCAAGACUGAUGGAAAACCGAAAACCGUUUCAACUUAGAAAAGUACUCAUAGUUUAUAAUGCAAUACAAACGAUGUUCAGUGCUUGGAUAUUCUAUGAAUAUAUGAUGAGCGGCUGGGGAGGAUCGUACAGUUUAAAAUGUCAACCGGUCGACUAUUCCUAUAGCCCUAUGGCAUUACGAAUGGCUCAAACGUGCUGGUGGUACUAUAUUUCUAAAUUCACCGAAUUUUUUGACACGUUGUUUUUCAUACUCAGGAAAAAGAACCAACAAGUGUCAACCUUGCAUGUCAUCCACCACGGAUGCAUGCCGAUGAGCGUCUGGAUGGGAAUGAAAUUUGCUCCUGGCGGCCACAGCACUUUCUUCGCGUUGCUCAAUACGUUCGUACACAUCGUUAUGUACUUUUAUUAUAUGGUGUCAGCGAUGGGACCUAAAUACCAAAAAUAUAUUUGGUGGAAAAAAUACCUCACCUCAUUCCAGAUGCUGCAAUUCGUGUGCAUUUUCGUCCACCAGUUCCAACUCUUGUUCCGCGAAUGCAACUACCCGAAGAGUUUUAUGGUUUGGAUAGGCCUGCACGGUGUUAUGUUCUUGUUCCUGUUCUCAGACUUCUACAAAUCCAAAUACACCAGUGACGGUAAACGAAGACCGGCAAACGACGGAGCUUGUAUGCCGGUGGAAGGAGCGAGUUACAGCAAGUGUUCAUCCAACGAACACGACAACGUCGUCGUGUACUAUUCGAAUGGCAUCGUCAACGGUUUUAAAACGACUGAAGACGCCAAAACCAAAUAGUGAUGAACCGAUACGAUUAAACGUUCCUAACCGAAUGGAGAACAGCUUGCGGAUAUAUGACACAAUCACCAAUAAUAUAAAGCACACUCAAAACAAACAAAACAUAAUAAAACACAAUACAAUAAUAUACAAAAUUAUUGAAAAUGAAUUAUUUGAAGUAAAAAUGUCCAUAUAAUAAACUAAAAAAAAUAUUAACGAAAAACAAAAAAACAUAAAAAAAUAAAAAAAUAAAAAAAAUAAAUUUAAUUUAAUUUAAAAAAUGCGUAUGCAGCAGUGAAACUUAACGCUGUUUGUCUGAGGUGUACAUGUAACAACAAAUCUAACGUAUAAACAAAUAUAACUAAACUAAAACAAUAAACAAUAUGUAUAUUGUAUUGCAGUAUGUACGAUAUUGUAUAUAAUACGUAUUUACAUAUAUGUACUUACAUUUUUGAUUUAAAGAUUCAU